ACGAGGGUGGGAGGGGGUUAGGGUCGGCAACGCGCAUGUAACUUCUCUGGAGUUGCAGGCGUACAUAGGCUACGGAUACUGCUUACCAUCAGGCGGGCCGUAUGCUUGUUUGCCACCGACAUAGUAUUAAAAAAAAAAAAGUUGACGCCCCGCCCGCUUCGGCACAAUGUGUGUGGGGUUAUUUUGCAGAGCUAGUUCGACAUCUAUAUUUAUUAUCAAUCGCUGAACUUGUCCUACAUUUUAUACUACUAGAAAUUCUAUUUGGUCUAACUCUAGCAUAGUUCGAUCCGGUCAUGUAGAGUCUGUGCGCAAAGAGGAGAGUCGUGAAAUGUAUGGGGCCCAAUACAUUCCACGACUCUUCUCUUUCCGAACAGACUAGCACGCUUUGGCAAUUACGAUAUUUUCUGCAAUGGCAAUAUUAGCAGUGUCAAUGUCAUUGUCAAACAAGCAUAUGUUAAGUUUGUUUUUGAAGACGGAACGGUAUUGCUAAUGUUUACAAGCUGCCAUAGUUUAUUUAUAUAUAUAUUGAAAGUUCACUUUAGAUAUGAAUUUUAUUUCUCAAUAAAUAAUGGAAGGGGCCUACCAAGACAAAUAUUCGUUUGUCGGCGAAUGGUACGACAGCCAAGCCAGCGUAACACGACGAUAUAAUGUAUUUUAUUUUCCGUACGAUGAUACCGUAGAAAUGUUUGAUUUGAAAACUCGUAAAACCUUUGUCCGAAGGGUAAAAGUAAAUGGUAUUAGUUUGGAUAAGUUUUGUAUUGGUGGUACUCUGUUAAUUUUAGGACGCCUUAUUAAAAUAGUAGAUUUCGCUUGCGAGGAUACCAGAAAAAAAUUACAGAAAGAUAUGGAAGUGACAUUUGCUAUGAUCAAACCUAUACCAACUAACAUUGUUGGAAAAAUUGUCAAACUUUUGAAUGAUCAUGGACUACGCAUUUCCAAAAUGAAAAAAGCUCGCCUAACUGCAGAUGACAUAAAUUUAAUCUAUAGGCAUAUGCUUACUGAUCCUACAUAUGCAUUUACGAUGGAAUAUUUGCAAGGGCAACUAGUAAUAGGCUUGGAGUUAGUGGGGAACAAUGCAGUGGCAGCAUGUAUGGAAUGCCUGGGUGAUAGGGACCCUCUGAAGGCUGCUCCUGGUACUAUAAGAGCCCUCUAUGGAUCUGAUGCUGUGAGAAACUGUAUGCAUGCAUCACCAACUCCAGAUCAUGCUUUAGAGGACAUCGCAUAUUUCUUCAGCGGGCGCCUGCGGCUCACGGCUACGUUGUCUAACUGCACGCUGUGCGUGGUGAAGCCGCACGCCGUGCGCGAGGGCAAGCUCGGCGCCGCGCUCGAGGCUGUCGCCGACGCGGGCUUCGAGGUCUCCGCUCUCAACAUGAUCAUAGUUGAGACAGUUAACGCUGCAGAAUUCUAUGAGGUCUACAAGGGCAUUGUGCCUGAGUAUAAGGGCAUGGUGGAGGAGUUGUCGAGCGGGGCGUGCGUGGCCAUGGAGCUGCAAGCGAAGGACAAGUCCGUCAACACAGCAGUGGAAUUUCGGAAAUUGGUUGGCCCUGCCGAUCCGGAAAUCGCUCGGUUGCUCCGGCCGCACACCCUCCGCGCCAAGCUCGGCGUGACCAAGGUGCAGAACGCCGUGCACUGCAGCGACCUGCCCGAGGACGGCCUGCUCGAGGUCGAGUACUUCUUCAAGAUCCUGGACUUCUGAACAAAGUCUGCCUUCACAGAUUUUACACAAAUAAACAUGUUAAGUCAGAAUAUAAAACGCGCAAAGCUUAACGUAGAUGGCGCUGCAAUUGUUAAAAAUGAUAUGAUAUAGAUAUCGCGAAUCCAUAGAAACAUAUCAAACAUAAAUCAUGAAACUACAAAUUUUAGAUAUAUUUACUUGCAAACCCAUUACAAUUUCACUAGAAUAUUUUGUUUUCAAACUAAUAGACUAUCUUGCACAUUACCUAUAGAACUUUCUUUUAUAAAUAAUACCGCCGAUUCUCGAGCGUUUGUAUUUUGUAUAAUAUUGAUUGACUGCUGUUUCGUCGAUACGGAAUUGCCCUGCAGACGGAUUUGACAAAGGCACUAAAAGUAGAUUAAAAUAGAAAUAAAAUCGCUAUUGUUUGUAAAUUAGAGAAGGUGUAUUCUGAUACGUUCUAAAUGUCGAGUAAUUACAAAAAUGGACUUGAUGAAAUUAUGGCUGAUUAUCGGAAUUAGCCGACAUUUUAAAGUAGUCUGAAUAACCCUAAUACAUGUUAAAUUAAAAGUGUGUAGCGCCAUAUCACUGACUUUACAUGUCUAUUUAGUCAUCUGUGCAACCUCAUACAAUACGCUUAUUACAGUUUACUUAAACUUUCAUAAUGGCACGGAGUGAGUGAGCUGCUACGUUUUAGUGAGAUUUGAAUUGAUUUGAGUGUCGGUAUUGUACUGGAUUUCUAUUUGCACUGAAUGAACUGUUGGAAUAUACAUGGAAUUUACCA
This is a messenger RNA of Cydia pomonella (codling moth), 2456 nucleotides long. It is a transcript of the gene nmdyn-D7, whose product is annotated as nucleoside diphosphate kinase 7. The transcript has 7 exons. The record is from RefSeq and is a predicted model, not a curated record. Gene Ontology annotation, cellular component: centrosome. The coding region runs from base 569 to 1696 and encodes 375 amino acids. NCBI's taxonomy places the organism in Eukaryota, Metazoa, Arthropoda, Insecta, Lepidoptera, Tortricidae.